AUGGCUACUAUAAUGCAGCAGAACACACAGAAUAUCAAUACUAUUGCUGAUACUGUUACCCGUAAUAUGGCAUCACUUCUCCUUGCACGUUUUCCUCUCAAUACAGGUUUGAAUGGAAACAAUGGUAACAUUGGUACGCCUGGAAGUAGUGGUUCUGGUGGCACCAAUGGUAUGCCUGGAAGUAGUGGUUCUGGUGGCAACAAUGGUAUAUUAGGUUCUCCUAUACCUAAUAAUUUGAAGUGGGUUCAUAACAAGCUAACUAAUCCUACAUGGCUACACUUUUGUUCACUUGUUCGUGAGCGUUUUGCUGAUAAGAAAUUUUCUAAUCCACGUUUGGCGCUGUCAACAAUUUCUCAGCAAGGUUCAGUACGUGAUCAUAUUCGAGAAUUUGAACAACUUAUUAAUUUUGUUACUGACGUGCCAGACGAUUAUAUCAUUGAUAUCUUUAUAAGAUCUAUUAAAAAGGAAAUUCGAUAUGUUGUUGAGGUAUUUGAACCACCAACGUUAGCUGCAGCUUUUAUGAAAUCCAUAAAACAAGAAGAUGUGUUACUUUCACACUCUUCUUUUUACAAAUCUGUUGCGAGAUCAAAUCCAUACAGACAAUCAUCUCAUUCAUCUGGCACUUCAUCUGAUAAUACAGCUAAUGCGCCUUUUAAGAAGACUACAAUUCCCUCUGGAGUUAAACGUCUUUCUUUAGAAGAACAACGACACAGAUGUGAACAAGGUCUUUGUUUCAAUUGUGAAGAACAGUAUAAGGCUGAUCAUAUUUGUGCAAAACCAUUAACUUCUAUAUUAUUAAUUCUAGAGAUGGCUCCUGAAAAAAACUCUGAAGGUGACGAAGAAACAAAAACAUCUGACACAGAAGAGAUGAUUACUCCUGCAGCUGCAAAUCAGAUGCAUUAUGAACCCACAAUUUCGCUUCAUGCUCUUACUGGCUCUUCAUUCCCUAACACUAUGCGUGUCACAGGUUACAUUGCAGGUCAACCACUUACAAUUUUACUUGACUCCGGUUCAACUCACAAUUUCUUACACCCUACAAUAGCUAAGAGAUGUGAUUAUCAGUUCACUACUGAGUUUUUCUUAUUAGAAUUAAGUGGUUGUGAGGCAGUACUUGGAGUGCAAUGGUUAAGAACUCUGGUCACGCACUCACCUGCUUCGGAGGAUAACUCUCAGGUAAACACUGCAGUUUCAGAUUUACUCUUACGUUUUUCUGAUUUGUUUGCUUCACCAACUGAUUUACCACCUCAAAGAGAGCAUGAUCAUCUUCGCAAGAAAGAUGGCUCUUGGCGUAUGUGUGUGGAUUAUAGAGCACUUAAUAAGGCUACUGUCAAAUAUAGAUUUCCAAUUCCAAUUGUCGAUGAACUUCUUGAUGAAUUACAUGGUGCGAUAAUAUUUUCUAAAAUUGAUAUGCGAUCUGGUUAUCAUCAGAUUCGUGUGCAUCCAGAUGAUAUUCAUAAGACAGCUUUUCGAACACAUGAUGGCCAUUACGAAUUUUUGGUAAUGGCAUUUGGAUUAUCCAAUGCUACUGCAACUUUUCAAAGUUUGAUGAAUGAAAUUCUUCGUCCUUAUCUUCGAAAGUUUGUAUUGGUAUUUUUUGAUGAUAUACUUAUUUACAGCAAAUCUGAAUCCGAACAUAUUCAACAUGUGAAAUUGGUGUGUGAAGCUUUGCGUGCACACCAGAUAUUUCUGAAACAGCAAAAGUGUGAAUUUGCUAAGGAGACAAUAAGUUAUUUGGGUCAUAUGGUUUCUUCUGAAGGUGUAUCAGUUGACUCUGAUAAGAUAUAUUGCAUAACAAAUUGGCCUCUUCCAACUACAGUGAAAGCUUUGAGAGGAUUUUUGGGAUUGGAUGGAUAUUAUCGUAAGUUUGUUAAGGAUUAUGGUAAUAUUAGUGCUCCACUUACCCAAUUACUCAAGUUGGAUGCCUUUGUAUGGACUCCUGAAGCGACUACAGCUUUUAACAAGCUCAAAAAGGCUUUAACUAGUACACCCGUUUUAGCACUACCAGAUUUCACAAAAGAAUUCAGUUUGGAAUGUGAUGCAUCUGGUAAUGGUCUUGGAGCAGUGUUAAUACAAGAUAAAAGGCCUAUUGCUUACUAUAGCAAAUCACUUUCAGGUAAGAAUCUUAAUCUUUCAGUUUAUGCCAAGGAAAUGUUGGUUAUAGUCACUGCAGUCAAUAAAUGUCAAUCUUAUCUACUUGGUCGACAUUUUAAAAUAUACAUUGAUCAUAGGAGCCUUAAAUACUUCUUGGAACAGCGUAUCUCUUCAAUGGAACAGCAAAAGUGGCUGUCCAAAUUACUUGGUUAUGAUUAUGAAAUCAUUUAG
This is a messenger RNA of Papaver somniferum (opium poppy), 2322 nucleotides long. RefSeq lists its product as uncharacterized. NCBI's taxonomy places the organism in Eukaryota, Viridiplantae, Streptophyta, Magnoliopsida, Ranunculales, Papaveraceae. The transcript is spliced from 5 exons. Bases 1 to 2322 code for a protein of 773 amino acids. The record is from RefSeq and is a predicted model, not a curated record.